AUGCUGGCAAACCUGGGGCUGGAAAGUGAGAACCGCGGGGGUGGAUGCCGCCACCGCGGCCGGCGACAUGCCCCUCGCGACGAGAUACUCGACCACCAGGCACCGUACCUGACGGCUCCAUUUGCGGUGCAGCAGGAACCGUCGAAGAACCCGCAUCCCUCGGCGGCGCCGGACACGCAGGAGAUAUUCAUGGACGAGGAAAACGACCUGGGGCCCUCUGCGGCCGCCUACCACGCCCCACAGCCGCGGCUGGCGACGGAGCGGCUCGCCAAGGGGGGGCUGAACAUCUUUUCUUGGAACACAGACGCCCCAACGGUUCCUCCUUGUCGUGUCCGACGGGAGCGCAAUGCAGAAGAGUUGCUGCGACUCAAGCCACUGGACCCUGAGACGCAGCGGGACCUUGAGGUCCGUGAAAAGUUUGAAGGCAACAAGCAAAGCCACUUUUUGUGCUUCAGCGAAAACGAGGAUGCUGGCAAGCGCCUGGGGGCACGACGGACGGACAGCGGUAUCCCAUCGCAGCUGCCGCCUGUCUUUGCUCCGGCGCCAAAUGGGCUUUCCAGUAACCCCAGUCACGCGGGUGCCGCGGUGCAGCACGGCCGAAGGCGCUUCGCCCCAAGCGCGGGCACCAGCGACGGAAUUGCUGGAUUCGCCGGCAUGGGCAUGGGCACGGACGGCGGCGGCAGCAGCAGCAGGAGGGCAUGCAACCCUGCGAACCAUGGCCCCGUCGGUUUCUGA
This is a messenger RNA of Trypanosoma conorhini, 735 nucleotides long. RefSeq lists its product as uncharacterized. The record is from RefSeq and is a predicted model, not a curated record. Bases 1 to 735 code for a protein of 244 amino acids. Lineage: Eukaryota; Euglenozoa; Kinetoplastea; Trypanosomatida; Trypanosomatidae. The transcript has a single exon.